AGGUAUUGUUCUCUCAAUGCAAACACACCUGUCCUCCGAUUAUACUUUGGUGAAGAAGACAUCAGAAAAGACUUCUGUUUGUCCAGGGAAAGCUUGAAUGCACUUGUUCAGAUCUUGGAAACAGAGCAAGAUCAUGGAUGGGGUAAAGCAUUGGAGGUUGGGUUUUUUGUUUAUUGGCUGGCAUGUGGUACAUCUUAUCGUGUUGUAUCAGAGGCUUUUGACAUCCCCCGCACUACCAUCCAUGGUAUUAUUCAUCAAGUUGCUCAUGACAUCUUAAAGAUGUUCAAGAGAGUGGUCCACCUGUCAGAUCCAGAUGAACUGGAGGAAAUUGGUACAGGGUUUGCCAGCCUUGCUGACUCUCCAGCUUUCCACCAUGUUGCUGGCAGCAUUGAUGGGACCCACAUCAGAAUUAAGCCUCCUGCUGAGAACUGGGAAGAUUAUUUCAACAGGAAGCUCUUCCACUCACUUCAACUCCAAGUCAUCUGUGACCACAAAGGCCUCUUUCUAAAUGUCUUUGCUGGGUUUCCUGGUGCAGUGCAUGAUGCCAGAGUGCUAAGGUGGAGCACUAUUUAUGUGCAGCAGCUCUACCCACCUCCAGGUUGGUGCAUUAUUGGAGAUGGAGGUUAUCCCUGCUUGUCGGUCCCCAUAUGCCUGAUGACCCCCUUCAGGGAACCUGUUCAAAAUGCAGUCCAGGCAAGAUACAACAGAAAAUUGAGCAAAGCAAGGUUUGUUGUAGAAAGAGCUAUUGGAAUGAUGAAGACAAGAUGGUGUUCUAUCUUCUUCAAGGCACUGGAGUUAAAAGGGUGAAGGUUGCCUUUGCUCCAGUGGUUAUCUCCUGUUGUGCUUUCUUAAACAAUCUUUGCCUCACAAAUGGGGACAUCAUGGAGCCUGAUGAGAUCAAUGUAGAACAGAAUGCCCUCCAUGUCGACGCUGAUGCCAUCCAACAUAAUGAUCCAGCAAUCCAGCAGAUUCCUGGGGACAACCUCAGAAGUCGCCUAGCAGAUGCAGUGUCUGCCCCAGAUGCUGCCAUCCCUGCACUACUGGAACAUGAUUACAAUGCAUGAUCCUCCCAUCUUGUCGUGUAAACCAUUUAUUUUUAUUCCAAAAAUAUUUUUGAAAUUACGGCUAUUCUUUGUGCAUCCUCUUUUAUUAUUAUUAUUAUUAUUAUGGGAAAUAAUAAUGUCAAAACCAGAAAAAAAAAAAAAAAUGUUAUUUUAAGAUAAUCUUUUUAUUAAUUGGCUAAACCAAAAUUUAAAUCAAGAAAAAUCACUGUUCAUUGGUAGUUCAUUGCACCUAUUGCUUGCUAACAAAUGCAACCUGUUAUCAAAAUAUAUCAUAUACUGUAUGAUGUCACUUGUACGUGAACAUAUUUCUCAUUUGAAUAAAGAAAACAGACUAGAAUUUCUUUCAUGUUCAAUGAGAACAUACAUAAACAAAUAAUUAAAAUACGCACAAAUGAAAGCAUCCUGUCCAAAUGUUGAAAUAAACACAAAUACAUAUGAAUUACAGAAAAGCAUUUAAAUAAAUACAGGAAAAAAUGACUGAGAGGACAAUAAAACACUAACAUUCCUUUUUGAGAAAUGACUCCAAAAUUGAAAGAAGCCUGUCCUCUCUCACUUGUUGUUCCCUGACUCUCCUUUCCUCUCUCUCUCUGUGCUCUGUCUCCCUCCUUUCUU
Messenger RNA from Onychostoma macrolepis, 1676 nucleotides. Its product is annotated as putative nuclease HARBI1. The transcript has 2 exons. The record is from RefSeq and is a predicted model, not a curated record. The coding region runs from base 280 to 807 and encodes 175 amino acids. Lineage: Eukaryota; Metazoa; Chordata; Actinopteri; Cypriniformes; Cyprinidae.